Messenger RNA from Caenorhabditis auriculariae, 240 nucleotides. The record is from the annotation of a GenBank genome assembly. Lineage: Eukaryota; Metazoa; Nematoda; Chromadorea; Rhabditida; Rhabditidae.
AUGCCCUUCCUGUCAGGCUGUCUCUUUGAUGAGACGAGACACGGCGGAGAUCAGUCAGUCGCUCCAAAAACGGAGUUGUUUGUCGUGGGCGACGCCUUGCCAUUGUCAGAGUGUCAUGUCGGUGUAUGCACACACUCGCCCCAGGUUCUCUGUCGGAGCAAAUUGCGCGAAAUGAGCACAAAUACCCAGCCGAUUGGUUCCAACUCUCUACCGAGUGUUUCAGUUGCCAUCGUCUCGUGA